UCGAUAACGAUAGAUCGACUACUCUGUUCAUACAACACUGCAGCUGGUCAAGUACAGCUGUUCAAAGUAGAGUACAUUUUUAAACAAACAAAUUUUAUGAAAAUAAGAAAACAUGGCCUCAAACAACAUGCCUGAAGAGAAUUUCGAGGGCGGAGACUUCAACUUUGACGACGAUGCCGAUGAUGAGCAAUUGGUGGCCACAAAUUCGGGAAGGAAGCGCCUUUUUAGCAAAGAGUUGCGCUGCAUGAUGUUUGGCUUUGGCGAUGAUAAAAAUCCCUAUACGGAGACAGUGGAUUUGCUCGAAGAUCUGGUCAUAGAAUAUAUAGCAGAGACGACACAUCGUGCCAUGGAAAUUGGGCGGACAGGUCGCGUGCAAGUAGAGGAUAUUAUCUUUCUGGUGCGCAAGGAUCAACGCAAAUACGCAAGGGUCAAGGACUUGCUGACCAUGAACGAGGAGCUGAAAAAGGCGCGAAAGGCCUUCGAUGAGAUCAAAUACGUCGGUAACGAGGGAAAACUCAAAUGACACAGGCACAAGAAAACCAAGUCAGGGCAUACACGUAGCCACUCCUAAAGCUUAGUUUAGAUUUAAGAUACAUGGUCUUUAAUGCUGUAUAAUGUAAUAAAUUAAUCAAAAUAGUCUUCAAUGUCAA
Molecule: messenger RNA, 650 nt
Organism: Drosophila pseudoobscura
Lineage: Eukaryota; Metazoa; Arthropoda; Insecta; Diptera; Drosophilidae
Gene: Taf13
Product: TATA-box binding protein associated factor 13
Exons: 3
Coding region: 113-523 (136 amino acids)
Biological process (GO): transcription by RNA polymerase II
Cellular component (GO): transcription factor TFIID complex
Molecular function (GO): protein heterodimerization activity
Source: RefSeq, a predicted model, not a curated record